AUGCGCAGGAUUCCAGUGGCGGUUUGGAGGGCGAUUGCUGUGCUGCGCGCUGUGCUGCCACGGGGGAGCUGGUGGGACCUGCAGCAGCUGGCUGGGGGGAAAGCAGCACGCGGAAAAGGGGCUAGUGGUGAUAGCAGUGGGAAAGGGAGCGGCGGUGGGGAUUCGCCAGGCGAGCUGUGGGACGCCAUUCGCAAGCUCUGGCGAGACGCGAGGUGGCAUGUGUUAUGCAUGUUGCCCUUCCCUGUACUCCACCACACCCCUCACGCCUCUCUCCUCCCCCUCAUGUCCUUUCAUCCCUGCUCUCCAUCACCACCACACGGUCUUUCUCCCCCCCCCCACACUGCAUCUUCCCCCCCGUCUCUUUUACCAUACCCAUUCCUUCCAACCUCGUCCCCCCCCCGCAUCACUUGGGCCCGCGCCUCUUCUCACAUUCGCCCCCAAUACCGCUUGAUUUUUUGCCUCCUGCUGUCGGAGGUGACCCUUUUCCCUUUUUUCCCCCCCACCAGCGAUUGGAAAUUCCCUCCUUCUCUCCCCCCACCCUCCUCCUCUCCCUCUCCCUCGCAUCGCUUCCACACCCCCACGUCUGUGCGCCACCAGCUGUCGGAGGUGACCAUCCCGCACUUCCUGGCGGCCACCAUAUUCGCCGCGUCCAACGGGCUCAAACCCCAGUUCGACCGCAACGUGCACCUCCUCAUCACCAUGACUCUCGCCUGCGGACUCUUCAGGUGUGUGCGCAAUGCUGUACCCACAGACAACUUAAGCGACACUGACUUGCCUUCCUCUCCCCUGCGCUCGUCUCACUCUUGUCUUUUUCUUCCGAGCAGUGGGCUGAGGGCCGCUUCUUUCACCAUCCUCAACCUGCAAAUGGUGCGGCGAAUGCGGCUGGCACUAUACGAGACGCUGAUCCGGCAGGACAUUGCCUUCUUUGACGGCCAAUCAGUGGGCGACCUCACGUCCCGCCUCGGCUCCGACUGCCAGGCUGCCGGGCACACUGUGGCCAUUGAUCUCAACAUCAUGCUGCGCAAUGCCUUGCAGGGCAUAGGGGCGUUUGUGUUCCUCAUCCGCCUGAGCUGGCAGAUGGCACUCGUGACGGCUGCGCUCUGUGGCCUCAUGUGGUACCUGCUCAUGGUCUAUGGCAGCUUCUCCCGGCGGAGCUCCAUGGUGGUGCAGGACACUGUGGCAGCCGCCAACGAGGUGGCGGAGGAGACUCUGUCUCUCGCCCGAGUGGUGCGGACGUUUGGCACGGAGAGCAAGGAGGUGAAGAGGUACGAGGUGCCUCUUCAGCGCAUAGUCAAUGUGGGUCUGAGGCGGUCCGUGGCCUAUGGCGUGUGGACGUGCACUGGCAACACCAUCUACAACACCACGCAGGUGCUUGCUCUGAUCAUGGGAGGGGGGGCGGUGAUGGCAGGGCGCAUAACAGCGGAGCAGCUGACGCAGUUCAUUCUGUACGCGGAGUGGGUGGUGCACGCCACGUGGUGGGUGGGCGACCACUGGGCGUCCCUCAUGGACUCGGUGGGCGCCUGCCAUCGCGUGUUCCAGCUGCUCGACCUGCCGCCCUCAGAGCAGCUCACUCAGAACCAUGGCCGAGUGCUGCCGUCGCUGAAAGGCAAGCUGGAGUUCCGCAAUCUCUCCUUCCGCUACCCCACCCGCCCUGAGGCACCGGUGUUGGAUCACAUCAACCUGACCAUCCAACCAGGCGAGCUGGUGGCGCUGGUGGGGCUCAGUGGCAGUGGCAAGAGCACUCUAGUAGGGCUGCUGCAACGCCUCUACGAACCCACAGAGGGGCAGGUGCUUAUAGACGACGUGCCUCUACCAGAGAUUGACAUCGCAUGGCUGAGAAGCCACAUUGGCGUCGUCAGCCAGGAACCCCGUCUCUUCAGCACAGACGUCGCAUCCAACAUCGCUUAUGGAAGCAGAGAGGAAAUUUCCCAAGAAAAAAUCACCCGAGCUGCAACCCAGGCCAACGUCCAUCAAUUUGUUUCAGGGCUGCCCGAGGGCUACGACACAGUGGUGGACAAUGCCCGGUUGAGCGGCGGGCAGAAGCAAAGAAUAGCGAUUGCCCGGGCUUUAGUGCGCGACCCAACCCUGCUGAUUCUGGAUGAAGCUACAAGUGCUCUGGAUGCUGAGAGCGAGCACUACGUACAGAUGGCAUUGGACCAGGCCAUGCAUGACGAUUCGGCAAUGGGAAGGAGAAAACGGACCAUCAUUGUGAUUGCUCAUCGGUUAUCCACGAUUCGCUCCGCAGAUAGAAUAGUGGUCAUGUCCGCAGGCAAGAUUGUCGAGAGUCACGAUCAGCGCAUGAUCAUCCACCUCAUUCACCGCAAGCAACCGGGCGCGGAACCGCCACUCGCGGGAGCCUCCGCCUGCGGCGGCGCCACCAUCGUCACCGCCGCGGCGCACGAGUGCGCGGAUCGGCAGCGCGUUCGCCGCCUGUUACAGUCCCUCCUGGACGAAUGCGCCGCGGAGCUGCUGCCGGCGGUUGACGCCGCGGGGGAGGCACAGGCGCAGGCGCACGCCGCGGAGCGCGAUGGCGGAGCGGUGCACAACGGAGCGGCAGCAACAGCCGUGGAAGAGCCCAAUGUUUUGCUGUCAGAGAGGAAAAAACAACAGCUAGAGAAGCUAGGGCAGCGGCUUAGGUCUUUAAUCGCAUCGCAUAGGGGCGCCGUGCCUCCGCGCCCCGUCCUGAUGCUCUACCCCGGCGCGCCCAAGCGCUUCCUAACGCGCGCGCCCGAACCUCCCCCGUGGGAAGGCGGCGCAGGGGAAGCGGCGGAUGAGGAGGGGCGGAGGGUGCUGGCGUGCGGGCGCACGCGACUGCAGAAGGAAUUGGCGGAGCUGGAUGAAAACGAGGAUGAUGAUAACGAGGAUGACGCGUUUGUGUUCAAUGUGGCGGGGAGAGUGGCAGAGGGGGGAACUCACGGGGGCCUGCGCGGGGCUGCGAAUGGGGGCGCUGGGAAUGGGGACGCUGGGAAUGGGGGAGCUGGGAAUGGGGGAGCUGGGAAUGGGGGAGCUGGGAAUGGGGGAGCUGGGAAUGGGGGAGCUGGGAAUGGGGGAGCUGGGAAUGGGGGAGCUGGGAAUGGGGGAGCUGGGAAUGGGGGAGCUGGGAAUGGGGCUGUUGAGAGGGUGGAGGAUGAGCGAAAGACGAGAGAGAAAGCAGCAUCCUCUGCAACAGUAGCAGCAGGUGGGGGAGGAAAGAAAGAGCAACCAUUGCAGGCACCGGCCAGUGCUGACGCACACGCCCCCUUGCGGCCACCGCAGCCGCAACAGCAGCUGCAUGGACAACAAAAGCAGCAACAGAAGCAGCAGCUGGUGCUGCAACCGCAGCAGGAGGAGGGGGAGGAGGGGGGGGAGGAGAAGACAGAACAGCAGGAGCUUGCACAGCCUGGCGCGCAACAAGCAGAUUCCGCAGGCGGGUCAGGGUGGACCAGCCCCCUGGCCUCUGCUGAUUUCUCCUGGGCUGCACACAUGGCACCUGACGGCUUGUUAGGCAGCAUUGCCAGUGCUGUGGCAGCAGUUGCUUCAGGUUCCUCCACACCCCCUUCACCCUCACCACAAGGCAACACCAGUACACUCCCCCCUGCCCACCCUGCUCCCUCUACCCCCCCACCUACCCCCACUCCUGGUUCUGCCGCCUUUCCCCCCCGUCCUGCCACUCUCACCACUCCUGCUCCCACCAUCACCUCCGCAUCUCCCGGCCCAGCCAACCCUAGCGGGCUCUUCCAAUCAGGCAUCAAUGUGAUAUACGAGUCAGCAGUGGCGUUUUCUACCGAGUAUACCAACACGAUGCGCACGCUCACACACACCACCAGCGCCACCAACGCCAACUGGUCUACCCAGUUCUCCAACAUGGUUACCGCUGCUGCCAUCGCUGCCGGCACCCUGGCCAGCGGCCCUGCUGUUUCAGGAGACGUUUCAGGUGCUGCUUCAGGUGGUGCUGCUGGUGAUGCUGCGGUGGGCAGCAACAGGGGAGCAAACACCGCCUUUCACGCUGCCAGAGCAGGUCUCGGAGGUGAUCCCACUGCACUGGGUAACGCUGGGUUACCUCCGGCACACGGCAGGCCCAGGGAUGGGAAGGUGCGGGGGCGGGUGGGUGACGUGGCGCCGUCAGGGCUGACGUGGGAGGAGGAGAUUGCGUCCCAGCUGGCGUCUGUGGGCGUGGCUGUGUCGUCCUGGGGCCCGGGGGAAGAGGUGCGGGCGGAGAGGGGAGGAGAUGGUGGAGGAGGUGGAGUAGGAGGAGGGGGAAGGGGAGUAGGAGGGAAUGGCGAAGCAGCAGCGAUGGCUAGUAAUGGCGUGUCACUCGCAGCGGCAAAAGUAGGAACAGGAGCGGCAUCAGAGAGAGAAAACACUGCACCUCCAGCAGCCCCUUCAGCAGCGUACCCAACAGCAAGGAGUGGUGGCAGCAGGGCGCGGACUCAGAGCAUGGUGGGACUGGUGGGGGGAGGCAGGGCAGCAGCGGGAGCCAAAGGAGCAGAUGGAGGGGUGGGGGGGCGGGCCACACUAGGCAUAAAUGUGGGGAGGGCAGGGCACAACAGGGCAGCGUCUGUAGCGGCGUCUGUAGCGGGGGCACCACCGCCGUCCCCAGGGAGUGGGAACAAGUUUGGGGGGUUUGGGCUUGGGAGCUUUUUCUCUAAGGGGUGGAGGAAGGCGUUUAACCUGGAGUGA
This is a messenger RNA of Closterium sp. Naga37s-1, 4659 nucleotides long. NCBI's taxonomy places the organism in Eukaryota, Viridiplantae, Streptophyta, Zygnematophyceae, Desmidiales, Closteriaceae. The record is from the annotation of a GenBank genome assembly.